AUGUUAUGUGAAUUAUUUCAUAACAAAUUGAAAACAGUUUAUAUGGAAAGACGACCUAAUAAAAGGUUAGACGAUUUAAUUAAUUUACUUUUAACAAUCGAAGAAAAUAGUUAUUGGCACUACAAAAGAGACACUAUUUAUCUUGGAACAUUAUCUCUCCCAAAAAAGUAUAAAAAAAGACAUGAAAAAGGAAUGUUGAUUUUGAUAAAUCGAAGGACACAGUCAUCUCUUGAUCAAAAAAUUACUGAUGCCUGUAAAGAUGAAAGCAUAAACUUUAAAAAAAAAUUUAUUAAUGGAGAGAUAGGUUUCAGGAUCUUUACAAAUAAAGAAUUUCAUGCAAAUGAAAUUUUGCUGGAGUACAUUUUCAUGGAAAUCAUUCCAAGAAAAGAGGCCAUAUUAAGGCAUAAAAAAUAUGAGAAUGAAAAAAAAGGUUGCUUUAUUUAUGAUAUUGAUUUCAAAGGUGAAAAUAUAAGUAUUGUUGAUGAAGAAAUUAGUUUAUUGGAAAGAGUUAAAGCAGAUAUUGAUUUUAUGAUUCAUGCUAUAAAAUCAAGUUCUCCUUUGUUAAAGAGUGUAACAAAGAAUCUUUCUCCUUCUAAUUCCCUUGAGGUUGAUACUAAUAGUGAAAAGAGUGAAAUAUGUACAACAAAAAGUCAAUCACUAUUGUGUACUUUGUCUCCUAUUCAUGACUUAGAUGUAAAAAAGAGUGCAAUAUAUGCAAAAAAGAAUCGAUCGCCAUCACAUACUUUGUCUCAUACCCAUGAUUUAGAUAUUAAAAAGAGUGCAAUAGAUGCAAAAAAGAAUCGAUCACCGUCGGAUACUUUGUCUCAUACCCAUGAUUUAGAUAUAAAAAAGAGUGCAAUAUAUGCAACAAAGAAUCGAUCACCGUCGCAUUUUUUGUCUCAUACCCAUGAUUUAGAUAUAAAAAAGAGUGCAAUAUAUGCAACAAAAAAUCGAUCAUCAUUGCGUGCUUUGUCUCAUACCCAUGAUUUAGAUAUGAAAAAAGUAAUUUAUGUUAUGAUUGGCUUGCUCUAAUGGAUAUAAGAUCUAUUGGUUUUGUUGUGCUUCCAAUUUAUUGUUUUUUCUUGUUUUUAAAUAAGCGUUUUCAAAUUGAGUUAGAAUUAGAAUUGUAUAUAUUACUAUGUAAACUAUGUUAUUGUGGUUUAACUGUA
Messenger RNA from Hydra vulgaris (swiftwater hydra), 1169 nucleotides. NCBI's taxonomy places the organism in Eukaryota, Metazoa, Cnidaria, Hydrozoa, Anthoathecata, Hydridae. The record is from RefSeq and is a predicted model, not a curated record.